Messenger RNA from Penicillium mononematosum, 864 nucleotides. Its product is annotated as RTA1 domain-containing protein. Gene Ontology annotation, cellular component: membrane. NCBI's taxonomy places the organism in Eukaryota, Fungi, Ascomycota, Eurotiomycetes, Eurotiales, Aspergillaceae. The record is from RefSeq and is a predicted model, not a curated record. Bases 1 to 864 code for a protein of 287 amino acids. The transcript has 2 exons.
AUGGGCCAAUCUAUAUACUUCUAUGACCCGUCCCUGGCGGCGUCCAUUAUCUUUACCAUCCUUUACCUUCUCUCCUUUGUUUACCACCUAUACCUGUCCGUGAUUGCGCCUUGCACAAGGAAGUUCAGCCGAACAGGAUACUUCAUUCCUGUUAUGAUUGCUGCCGCAAUUGAGGUCGGAGCAUACGCCAUCCGAGCCGCCAGCGUCAAGAAACCAGACAACAUCGGAUUAUACGCGACUUCAGCGACGCUAAUUGUCAUUGCUCCCGUGCUUGUCUGUGCCAGCCUGUAUAUCUUCAUUGGAAAGUUGAUACAGUCCACGGGGAAAGAACCCUUAUUGUUCUUUGGGAAGAUCUCGCCCGUCUGGAUCCCUCGGAUAUUCGUCAUGUCGGAUGUUCUGAGCUUUCUCACGCAGGCCUCGGGGAGUGGGAUUGCGUCUUCGAAUGACUGGGAGGGAAUCCAAAAGGAUGUGGGGGUCGGCGUUCUUAUCGGAGGGCUGGUUUUGCAGCUGGUUACUUUUGCGCUCUUUCUUCUUCUCGUUAUUUGGUUUGAUAUGAGGUCGACCCCGUCUUCACUAGGCGGCGGUAUGGAAAGCGGAGUGAGGUUGGUCUUGAAUGGGAUUUACGUCGCGAGCUUCUUUAUCAUGGUCCGUCUGAUCUAUCGAGUUAUUGAAUUCUCCAUGGGCAUGGACACUUAUACUUGGACCCACGAAUGGCCGCUGUACGUCCUAGAGGCAGCUCCAAUGUUUAUUGCCAUGAUGGCAUUGGGUUGGUAUCACCCUGCUAGAUGGAUUCCUUCGGGUCUUCCUGCAACGCCGGAGAUAAGCUCUCGUAGGAGAUAUAGCGAACCGAUCCCACCAUCUUAG